AUGUUAGAGCAGCGCCAUAUGUACAGACGACCCACAAUCUCUGUGUUCGUUCAUUGUGCGUUCGACUUUGCCAACUGGUCAACGGGUUAUGCCUCAGAAUAUUCAAUUUGGGGUCGGUCCGUUUUGCGGUUGUUCAAAGGCAUAUCAGUGAAGUGUUUCCAACCGCACAAUCCACUCUAUCGAGUUUCAGUUGCGUUGCCGACUAUCGAUUAUCGGCACAACCGCUGGGGUUCCGAAUCAGGGCAGCAUUCUGGAACUCCAUACGGAUUUCACCUCACUGCUCUUGGUUUAUUGACGGGGCUAAUCGCCAGCAGAUCAUUUGACGAAGAAGAACCUCACUCUGUUGGUCAGCGAAAUGGCUUUCCAAAAAUCGUUCAGUGCGCCGAAGCUCCAAGAGUUGUUCUGCAUAAAGAACGACAAGCUGCCAUUCGCUCCUUAGAGGUUGUUGCUGAUGUGGCUCAGGAAGCGCAACCAGCCGUAGUCUCAAUUACGAGUAUGGACAAAGGCUUCUUGGCACGUCACACCCAAUCCACCGGAUCCGGGUUUAUCAUCGAUGACGCUGGACAUGUGAUUACAAAUGCCCAUGUGGUCGGAUAUCGAACCAACGUGUUUGUUCAUCUCUCUGACGGACGAUCAUUUCCAGGUCGUGUACUUGCUGUUGAUAUGUCGUCAGAUCUAGCGCUGAUCCGCCUUGAUGUGAAAGAAAAGAUUGCAAAGGCAUUACCACAAUUAGCUCUGGCGCCUGACCUAAAAUUGGUUCGACCUGGACACUUUGUUCUGGCCCUCGGGAGCCCUCUUAUGUUGGCCAAUAGUGUCACUGUCGGUGUGGUUUCCGCUCUGGAUCGGGAUUUGGGUCACUCCGAAGGACUCAAGUACAUUCAAACAGAUGCCAUCAUAACUUUCGGAAACUCCGGUGGACCACUGGUCAACCUGAUGGGUGAGGUCAUUGGCGUCAAUUCGAUGAUUGCGGGUACAGGUGUUGGCUUUGCGAUCCCAGUGGAUCAAGUUCGUAAUUUCGUCCAGAUGGCCUUGCAAGCUGCUGCGCGAACGGGCAAAUCUGGUCCGAUUGGGUCACGCCGAGACGCUGGUGAUCCGCAUAUACUAACUGAGUCUGGAACUACCCCUAGUGGUGCGCCAGCACGUCGGUAUCUUGGUCUGGUAAUGCGUACGCUAACACCGGAACUGGCCUUCGAAUUAGGUUCUCGUGGGGGACCACAGUACAUGAAUGUGACUGAGGGCGUUCUCAUCCACUCCAUAAUGCGGAAUUCUCCUGCUCACAGAGCUGGACUCAUGGCUGGUGACGUCAUUAUCGCCAUCGACGGAUUACCUAUCACAAACGCCCAACAGGUGUACGCCGCAGCAGAAAAUCGUGAAGAGCUGUCGCUCACCAUUUUGCGACAAGGUCAGCGGAUCGAAUUCCCCAACAUUAGAACUGAGAAAACUUGAUGUAGUUGUUAUUACUAUCCACUUUUUUAACCCUCACCAUAAAUAAACAUUUGCGUUGACCGACCAAUUAUUUUGCAGGAUGUAGGUGUAGUGAAAAUACCGCGAGGGACGGUUUAUCUUGAAGAUUGUGUUGACAAAUUUUUAAACCAGGCAGGAUCAUAGAUGAAUGCACGUGUACGAUUCAACAAAAUCAACGUGGUAAAACAUAAGAGGUUGAAGAGAUAAGAAGAGAAAAGAAAGGAUAUCACUAUCGCGAAAGGAGGCUGCGACAAAUGGGUAUUGUUGGGCUGGGGGAGACAAAGUGAUCAUAAAAGAUACGUCUAGAGGCAAACAGCUGAAUCAGGAUGACGCCUGUGAUCAAAAAAGAAUACCAGAUAAUAUUAUGCCUUGCGCUCUCUUGUACGAGGGCCUACAUGGACUUGAAAGUUGCCACGUCAGCGUGAAUCAAGAAUGCUGAGCUCAACUUUGAAUGAAACGUAGGGAUAGUAGUCCACUGGGCUCACUCCAACAAGAGCAAUCUCCUCCUG
Opisthorchis viverrini is the source of this 1973-nucleotide messenger RNA. RefSeq lists its product as hypothetical. NCBI's taxonomy places the organism in Eukaryota, Metazoa, Platyhelminthes, Trematoda, Opisthorchiida, Opisthorchiidae. Gene Ontology annotation, biological process: proteolysis; positive regulation of apoptotic process; programmed cell death. The transcript is spliced from 6 exons. The record is from RefSeq and is a predicted model, not a curated record. Gene Ontology annotation, molecular function: serine-type endopeptidase activity; protein binding. Bases 1 to 1446 code for a protein of 481 amino acids.